This is a messenger RNA of Euleptes europaea (tarantolino), 551 nucleotides long. It is a transcript of the gene MFAP2, whose product is annotated as microfibril associated protein 2. Lineage: Eukaryota; Metazoa; Chordata; Lepidosauria; Squamata; Sphaerodactylidae. The record is from RefSeq and is a predicted model, not a curated record. Bases 1 to 537 code for a protein of 178 amino acids. The transcript is spliced from 8 exons. Gene Ontology annotation, biological process: embryonic eye morphogenesis. Gene Ontology annotation, cellular component: microfibril.
AUGAGGACUCUGGGCCUUUUCGUCCUCUGCUUGCCAGUACUUCUGGCCCAGGGGCAGUAUGACAUCGGAGACCCAGCAUACCACGACAACCCGUACAUCCCCUACGAAAUAGAAAGUCAAGAUUACUAUGACUACGCUGGCAAUGACAUUGCCCCGCAGACUCCGGAAGAGCAAUACCCCUACCAGUCCCAGCAGCAGAAUCAGCAGGAGGUCAUCCCGGCCCCAACCCCAGGCCUUGCUGAGACGGAGCCCACGGAGCCCGGGCCCUUUGACUGCCAGGAGGAGCAGUACCCGUGCACACGACUGUACUCGGUCCACAAGCCCUGCAAGCAAUGUCUGAAUGAGCUCUGCUUUUACAGCCUGCGGCGGGUUUACGUGAUCAAUAAGGAAAUCUGCAUUCGUACCGUCUGUGCCCAUGAAGAGCUGUUGAGAGCUGACCUCUGCCGUGACAAGUUCUCCCGGUGCGGUGUGAUGGCGACCAGCGGCCUGUGCCAGAGUGUGGCUGCCUCCUGUGCCAGAAGCUGCGGGGGCUGCUAAGUAGGGGCACCCCC